Molecule: messenger RNA, 2379 nt
Organism: Perkinsus marinus ATCC 50983
Lineage: Eukaryota; Perkinsozoa; Perkinsida; Perkinsidae
Exons: 16
Coding region: 1-2379 (792 amino acids)
Biological process (GO): phosphatidylinositol biosynthetic process; positive regulation of kinase activity
Cellular component (GO): endosome membrane; PAS complex
Source: RefSeq, a predicted model, not a curated record
AUGAAGCUGAAAGGACUGAAGAUUCUUAUACCAGUACUCAAGUUCUCUAAGGCUGGGCCCUUGCUUAGCAUGUGUGUAUCCACGUUGGCCUAUGGGGCUGUAUUUGGAUGGCAGUUCGGCACUGGUAUGGUAGGUUUGAUAUUCAUCCAUGAGCUUGGUCAUGCACUGAUGAUGCGGAACCUUGGUGUACCUGCGGGGCCUAUGGUAUUCAUACCUUUUAUGGGGGCAUCAGUAGAGAUGCGCAAACACCCUUCUAAUGCAUAUCAAGAGGCGCUGAUAGCUCUAGCAGGCCCUGUCCUCGGCUCCCUUGGUGUUCUCCCUAUUGCUGCCUAUGGAGCUGCUACAGGUUCACAGCUAGCCUUCGCCUUAUCCCACUUCGGGUAUAUGAUAAACCUGUUCAAUCUCCUACCUAUAGGCCAACUAGAUGGUGGUCGAGUCGCUGGUAGCCUCAACAAGUGGUUCCUACCUGCAGGUCUGGGUAUAUGCGGAAGUAUGAUAUACUUUACAUCCUAUUGCUCACCGAUCAUGUAUCUCGUUUUCCUUGGUGGUGCCUAUACAACGUAUCAACGCUUCUUCGGUACUGGCGAUAUGCCACCCUACUACUAUAACAUGAGUAAUGCUCAGAAGGCCUGUAUAUCAGCAGGUUACUUUGGGCUCAUUGCUGCCCUCAUGUAUGGUAUGUACGAGAACGACAAGCAAAGGAAGAGCCCUAAGCAGCUACAGAGGGAGCUAGGCAUCAACCUAGGGGGAGGCUCCUGGGGGCAGUCCCUUAUCAACCACGUCGGGGAUGUCCUUGGAUCCUUGGAUACCCAUCCCACUAAUCUACCAUACCAGGCUCAGCCUGGCGAGCCAGGGGUAGAAGAAGCUCAGGCCUCGUCAUCCAGGCCUGGAAGCACAUCGUCUCAUUCGCCGGUCACCGAUACUAUGGCGACCAACCAUCACUUCCCACAGUUGGACAUAGCUAGUAUAUUAGGCCAGAGUGCCUCUCGAGCGUUGAGUGAUAGGAGCUAUGAAAAGAGGAGUAUAGCAGCACAUGAGGUGGAAUCACGUAUCAAGCAGGCUUUGCAGCAGAGGGAUUACUACGGUCAAGAGCACGCUGCAACAACAGCAACUAUAGUAUCUAUUAUAACGGUCCUCACCUCCACCAACUUCACUAAGUCACCCUAUCCGAACGCACGUAAAGGAGGACUACUAGGACUGGCUAGUGUUGCUAUUGCACUUGAGAAUAGGAACCUCGACCCAUUCCUCGAUACCAUCAUGGCACCGGUAUUGUAUUUAUUCGAUGAUGAUGAUAAUAGAUGCCGAUACUAUGCCUGUGAGGCUAUGUUUAAUAUAAGCAAAGUUGCUAGAGGCUUGUUGCUCAAAGGGCGGAGGAUGUGUCUGGCAUUGGAUGGAGUAUGCAGACUGGUGGCUGAUGUAGAUCAGGAGGUUAAGUCCGGUGCCCAGUACUUGGAUAGGCUUCUCAAGGACAUAGUCUCCGAUGUUAGCAAUAAACCCUUUAUUGUACGAGAGCUUCCAACAACCCAACAGGAGAAGGAGGAGGAGGAGGAUUUACUACCCUCAUCCUCUAUUACUGCAUCCCAAUCGCCUGAGCUCUAUGAAUCUUCGUAUUUGCCUGAGGGCUCUGUCACCUCAACAAGCUGUGAUCCCCUGCCCGGGACUACCAACAACUGUGACAUUAAUAUCGUGACAACACCACAGUCCCCGGCCCUCCCCGAGGACCCACAAGGUCAACGUUUGAUGCAUCUACCAUCGACCUCGACUACUGAUCAGCAGGAUCCUCAUGGUACUCCAUCCUCUGGCAAGACCUUGUUACACUACCAAUCAGGUCUCUUUGAUUUGGGUGCGUUCAUUGGGCGUAUAGCAGCUCAUCUCCGCGUAGUGAACCUCUUUAUCAAGCAGUUGGCUAUGUCCUGGAUAUCAGUCUUGCAUUCAUUGCCGACUACUAGGGAUCUACUAUUGCUCCAUCUACCCCUCUUCCUCGGCACACUCUUCUACCUCCAACGUGAUCCCUCUCGUGGGGACCUACGUCACACCGCCGACCAAGUCCUUGGUGAGCUCCUAGAUGAUUUGACGUCCACGUCGUCUACGACAGUACUGACUAAGAUGGGCAAUGGCAAACCCCCUAUGCCUCCCCUAACUAAGCUUAGAGCCAUUGUAGCCAAGAGCGUAUCGACGGUGGUGUCCAACUGUUCCUCCACGGAACCUUUGAGCCGAUUAACAGCCAUGAACUGGCUAUUGGCUUUCCUCAACACUCCUGGUCUACUCCUGCCCAGCCUACCGACCGAAGCAGCGGUAUGCGCUAUCCUCUCAGUGCGUGCUACAUGUCCUCACAGUUACUAUCGAUGCCCGAAGAAGAAUACGACACUCCUCGUAUGA